UUCUUUCAUGAUUUUAAAAAUUUUCUUGUUAUUUUAAAUACCCUUGCUUGCUUGAACAAAUGCUUCCUAUUAUUUUCGUUCCCCAUUGUCUAUUAAUAAGGUAACACUUAAAGAAAAGCUUUUAGAUUAAUACAAAUCCAACAAAACAAAACAACUCAUAUUUAUACAUAUAUUCAGGAAAAAAAAUUGUAGAUCCAUAAUUAAAUAAAAUAAGCAAGUCUCUGGUAAAUAAAACUAAUGAAACCUAUUUAUUUUAACGGUGAAUAUCUUCAAAUAUGAGUUAUUUAUAAAAUCUGAUGUUAUGGUUGAAAUAUUGGGUUGAAAAAGUCAACAAACACCACAUCAAUUAAUGUGUGAUGAAUUAUUAUUGCUACCAUCAAUUAAUCUAUGAAAGAUAUAUUAGAUGAGCAUAGUAUGGAGUUAGUAAUACAAAACAAUGGUUGUAAUAUAUUGGUCAAUAAUGAAUACUAGUUUUGUUUGUGGCUAGAAAAUUAUGUAUCCUUAAAAUAGCAGGUUCUCCUUCACAUAGAUCCUGGUCAACCGAUCUAGUCUAGCCAUAUGAACAAAUACAAGAGUCUCUAAAAGAAAAUGGUAUGAUGCCACGUGUACCCUUGAAAGUGGGGUAAGUGAAGUUCAGUUAGCCAAUGAAAACCCUCUAUAAAUAUCAACCAAAUGCAGAAUAUUAUUACCUUCAUCUCAACCCAUACAAUUCUUGCUUUUCCAAUUUCACUUGAUUGUUAAUUAAUUUAUAUAUUGUUGAAGGAAUUAUGGACUCCAACAGGGCAGCUUUCAAUGCUGGACAGGCCAAGGGCCAAGUUCAGGAAAAGUGUGAGAACAUGAUAGACAGGGCUUGCGAUUCUGCUCAGUCUGCUAAGGAAUCCAUGCAAGAGACUGGUCAGCAGAUGAAGGCAAAGGCCCAAGGAGCUGCUGAAGCUGUGAAGGAUGCAACUGGGAUGAACAAAUAAAUUCAGAUGCUAUUUAUUAUUGGUUUAUGA
Arachis ipaensis is the source of this 995-nucleotide messenger RNA. The record is from RefSeq and is a predicted model, not a curated record. Lineage: Eukaryota; Viridiplantae; Streptophyta; Magnoliopsida; Fabales; Fabaceae.